Dioszegia hungarica is the source of this 1281-nucleotide messenger RNA. RefSeq names its product putative D-amino-acid oxidase. Bases 1 to 1281 code for a protein of 426 amino acids. The record is from RefSeq and is a predicted model, not a curated record. NCBI's taxonomy places the organism in Eukaryota, Fungi, Basidiomycota, Tremellomycetes, Tremellales, Bulleribasidiaceae. Gene Ontology annotation, molecular function: FAD binding; D-amino-acid oxidase activity. The transcript is spliced from 5 exons.
AUGCCGGAAGAACAGUACGACGCCAUCGUCCUCGGCGCGGGCAUCCUGGGCCUAACUAUCGCUCUGGAGCUCGCGCAGAAGGGGGUGAAAGUCACUAUUGCCGCUCGGGACUUGCCGGAAGAUGUACACUCGACGGCGUUCUCGUCGCCUUGGGCUGGCGCAAGCUUCGUCCCUUGGGCCGAGAACGCCGCCGACGCCUCGAGGGAAGAACGCACCUUUGCGCGCAUGUGGGCGAUCGCUCAGACCCGGCCGGACUUGGUUGCUGUCACGCCGUUCCGACAAGGAUGGGACACGCCGGGAGCAUACGUCAAGCCAAUCAGUGCGGCGCAUCUACCUGAUUUCCGAUAUCUCCCUCCCGACGAAUGUCCGGGUCCCUUCAAAUUCGGCGUGGGCUUCACAUCGCUCACUCUCAACCCUACGACCUAUACCCUACACGUCCUGUCCCAGCUCAAGGAGCUCGGUGUGAAGAUCCACCGAGCGAGGGUAUCCUCCAUCUUUGAGGCGUUCUCGAUUCCCCUCCCUCCAUCACCUUCUAAGCCUCCCUCGGUAGCCGCGGCAGGAUCGACCAACCCCGCCUCCCUCGGCUCAGCCACUUCCUCCUCCUCUUCCCCACCCCCUACCCACUUGACAUCACCCCUCGUCAUCAACGCGACCGGCCUCGGCUCUCUAUCUCUCCUAGGCGUCUCUGACCCGCUCGUCCACCCCGCCAAAGGGCAGACCAUCACCGUCCGCGCGCCCCGCGUCCACGAAUCCCUCGGAUGGAAAGAACCUCGCGACCCCUCGGACCCCUCCCUCGCUGGUCAGUCCGUCUACAUCAUCCCCAGACCGGGGAGUGGCGGGCUGGUAACCGUCGGCGGAUGUUAUCUGAAGAAUGACUGGAGCACGGAUGUAAACCCCACGGUGGCGGAACGGAUACUCCGGGAGGCGGUACUCCUGUGUCCGGAAUUGAAAGGGGAGGAUGGGCGGGUCGAGGUGAUUAGUCAUAAUGUCGGGUUGAGGCCUUGUCGGGUCGGAGGGACGAGGGUGGAGCUGGAGAUGUUUGAUUUGGAGGCGAAGAGGAGGGAGUAUGGGGGUGUUGUACCGGUCUCCGCUCCCUCGGUAGGACUGUAUGGAGAUAGGGGGAAGAGCCUCGGAGCCCGAGGGAAGGUGGGGGUCGUUCAUGCGUAUGGCGUCGGAGGAGCCGGGUAUCAAGAUUCAUUCGGGAUCGCCGAAGACGUGGCGGGGCUCGUGCAGGAGUAUAGGGCGUCUCAGGGGUUGGAGGCGAGUAAGAGCAAGCUGUAG